Messenger RNA from Cynoglossus semilaevis (tongue sole), 4827 nucleotides. RefSeq names its product E3 ubiquitin-protein ligase RBBP6-like. The coding region runs from base 995 to 4282 and encodes 1095 amino acids. The transcript has 17 exons. Gene Ontology annotation, cellular component: nucleus. Lineage: Eukaryota; Metazoa; Chordata; Actinopteri; Pleuronectiformes; Cynoglossidae. The record is from RefSeq and is a predicted model, not a curated record. Gene Ontology annotation, molecular function: zinc ion binding; nucleic acid binding; ubiquitin protein ligase activity. Gene Ontology annotation, biological process: protein ubiquitination; ubiquitin-dependent protein catabolic process; mRNA processing.
UUCAUGCACCCGCAGGACCUUUUUCCUUUACUUACAGAAAUUCAACUCUGUUUUCUGAACUGCAAAAUGCCGAGGUCCAUAUUUGACAGUUUCUCCUAAAGGAGGGGGGCAGAGGGGUAACGCUGUACUGGUAGUAGUAUUGUACUGUCAAUAAUUGGCUUCACGGUACAGCAACAUCUGCAUCCCCGGGCGCUUAUAAGCUGCCCCCUGUUCACUUUGGUGAUGGGUUAGAAGCAGAGGUCACAUUUGGUUGUGUGCUGUGUCACAAUGACAAAUAAUUCACUUUCACUUUUAUCCUUUUAGAAAAAUGUUUUUCAACAUAGAGUGUACAAGGAUAAAGAAAAAAGAGACAAAACAAAUUUCCUUCAUUUUUAAGAAUUCUAUUUGUGCUGCACCAAACCAAAUAUGAGUCACACUUUUUACAGACACUUGCCAUAAUAGGUGAUGUCACUUAAGUACAAAGACUCAGCUUUGAAGACUUUGAAGACUUGGAAGCAUGUGAAGUGCUUGUAAAGAUAGGAAGGAGCACACAAGGUCUAUAAACCAGACUGUUUACAAGAUUUGAGUGGAAGUUAAAUCUCAUUUUAUUCCAAGUUAAUGAUAGAAAUUCAGUAACAGCUAAGUAAACAACUUCCGGACGUCGCAGGUACCACUGCACAUGAUUAAUAACCGAACAAAAUCAACACAUGAGAACACCGACUGUCAAUAAAUUAAUUCAAGCAGAAGUCAGUAUAACUACUUUGUUGUUGUUUACUGCUGUAAUGCCUUCAGUGGAAGUGGAAGGCCGUGAUGCAACAUGAUGGAACAUGAACAUGAUGAAAAAGCAUUCAUUAGCAUUAAAUACUAAUCUGGCAUUGUGGUUUUCUCAGUCUUCAGUUAACCUUCCUUGACAUCAGUGCACACAAAGAGAUUAACAGUUAACAGCUUCCGUGAGGUGGGACCUAAAGUGUACUGCUGGUGAACUGACUAAAAGUCCUGUAAGACCUGUUGAAAAAUGUCUUGUGUCCACUACAAGUUUUCCUCCCAACUGGAAUACAACACAGUCAGGUUCAGUGGGCUGCACAUCACACUCUGCGAGCUUAAAAAGCAGAUCAUGGCACAGGAGCGCCUAAAGGCCACAAACUGUGACCUGCAGAUCACUAAUGCUCAGACUGGAGAAGAAUACACCAGCAACGAUACACACAUCCCCAAACACUCGUCUGUGAUUGUCCGUCGAACUCCUACUGUGGAACAGAAACGCAACAGAACAUCUUCAAAUCUAGGUCGUUCAUACAUGACUGUAGUGGGAUCUUCUAAAACAACUUAUUCUUCUGCCUCUGUGUCACUAGUCAACCUCAUAAAGGCAACUAACAUGGAGGAUGCAACAGAGGAAGAAAAGAUCAAAGCCCGAAUGUAUCAAUCCACACUUCAGUACGACCCCAAACAUUACUCUAAGAAGGCAGUUGGAGCUCCACCUGCUAACUACACCUGUUUCCGCUGUCUGAAGCCAGGUCACUACAUUCGACAGUGCCCACUGCUAAUGUACCCUGACAAGAGUGUAGAGUGUCAUAAGGCCAUAAAAACAAGUAAAGGAAUUCCUCGUAGCUUCAUGGUGAAAGUUGAACCAGGAACCAAAGGAGCUAUGCUGACCAGUACUGGAGAAUAUAUGAUACCUGCCAUUGAUGCGGAAGCUUAUGCAAAGGGAAAAAAAGAGCGCCCUCCCUUUGCUCCUGAUCCGUUGUCAUCAGCAGCAGCAGAAGUCGCUACUAAGGAUGAUCCAGAUCAGAUCCCAAAUGAACUACUGUGUCCCAUCUGUAAUGACCUGAUCACAGAUGGGGUCCUCAUUCCUUGCUGUGGGAACAGUUAUUGUGAUGAAUGUAUCCGGAACAAUUUGUUGGACUCAGAAGAACACAUCUGUUUAUCCUGUCAACAAUCUGUUUCACCUGAUGAUCUCGUUACCAACAAAUUUCUGCGACAGGCUGUGGACAACUUCAAAAACAGCACAGGUUACACUAAACACACGAUCAAGAAGUUUCUUACAAAACCACAGCACCCUCUGGUGGCUGAUGUAACAGUUCCUCACACUACAGACAAAGACACAGCUCCAUCUCCACCACUGAUCCAAUUUGCUUCAACUGAUAUUCCUGUGGUUUCCGGAACUAAUCCUACAGAAGGAUUAACUACUGAUUCUGAUUUGGCGUCCACUCCUUUGGCUGCUUCAACAUCUAGUACGGGUGAAUUUCUUUUGACUACCCCGGCUGAUCCACUAUCUAACCCUACUGCAGCUUUAACAUUUAAACCUGCUAAUACUACAGCAGCAAAUCCGGAAUCUUUUGCUCCUUUUCACCCUUCAUCUACCGCCGUGGGAGGUGAAGAGGGUGCUGCAUCCACACAACCUGUGCCAUCGUUUGACCACCAUACUGUCUGUUCGACCACACAGGAUGAAGCUCCUCCACUUGGUGAUAUUAAAUAUUUGAAAGAAGUUCCAGGUCUUUUCUCAGACACUGGCUCACAGGGUUGUCCUUUAACUGUGAUUGGUCACCCAACAUCUCCAAAGCUGCUUCCUUCACCAGGUCACGAAUCAAGACCACAGCAGUCUCACAGAGGUAGAGGGAGACCAUGGAAGAGGUCCUACAAAGGUAGAGAACGUCACCCCUCCUCUUACCACCACACAGCUCUAACUCCUGCACCACCUCCUCCCACUCCUUCAGUGUACUCUGCCUCUGUGUACCCUCCCCCACAGCAGACCUACCCUCCUCCCUAUACUUUGGGCCCAAGUCCUAUCCCUCCUCCCACUCUGGGCUACCAGCCUCCACCAUUUUAUCCACACGGUCCUCCAGGGUUCAUGUCUAACUGGGUUGCCCCCAGCAGUUGUCCACUUGUAGCACAUCCAGCCCAUUCCCUCUCUCGACCUCCACCCUUUGAGGAUGUUUUUUAUAGACAGCAAGACAGACAAGACCGUGGAAUAUCCAAAGGAGAUGAAUUUGUCAUUGACUACCAUAAAGAACUUAUGGAGUACAGGAUCACACAAACCAGAGGAGACCCUUGUUUCAGGUUGGACAGUUUCUCACAGGAUCAUGGUCCUUCUAAUGGAUUUUCAACAACAAGAUGCUACAGUUCCAGGUCAUAUGGAUCCAGGCAUGCUGACUUGCCGCAAUCUUUUGCCUCUUACUCAGUUGGAGGCUGGGAGAAAACUGAGGGAGGUAAAAGAUACCACUCCAAGUCACGCUCGCCUGUUAGACAAACUUCUCAUCAGUGGGAGGCAGAGCAGUACGGUUCUAGGAGACCAGAUCUUAGAAGAGAGGGAAACUGGGAGAGAGACAGGUAUAACCAAUGGAAAGUGGAGUACGAAGACUGGUACCAACAAUACUAUAAAGACUAUGAGAGCCAAGAGCCUUCACCACAUCAUAGAAAAAAGAGCAGAGACAAGAAGGAGAGAACCUCCCUGGUUUCAAAAUCUCACUUCACCCAGAAGAGAAAAAAAAGAAGUGUUAAACGAGACAAAGGUCUUCUCUUUCAGAAUCUUAGCUCCUCUUCCUCCUCAGGGACUAAGUCAAGUAAAAAAGUCAUGAAAAAAAAAAUUAAAACGAAAGCUAAAUUAAUGAAUAACACCACUUCACUGAAUAAAACACCUUCCAUCACUUCGACACCUUUAACUGACACUGAAGUCACCAAAACCUUGGCUCCGCAAAAUCUUCCUGCACCUGUCCAACCCAGAACCUCAACUAAGGCUACGUCAAAGACUCAGUCUGACGAGACCAGAAAGGAAAAAUGCAGCAAGGUAAAAGCCAGACAUGAGAAGACGAAGAGUGAACAGAAGGACAAGAGCAGUGUAGGAGACUUUAUUAAAAAGAAAGACUUUUCAUCCUCCUCCUCCUCCACUUCCAUUGGUAGACCUUUAAAAACUAUUACCGUUAAACCAAAGGAAGCUAGAAGCUCAAAAAAAUUUAAACGAUCUACCAUUAAGCCUACUCUUGGUAAAACACAGUCUCCCCAAAAUCAUUUUGUUCAUGGAGGACCUCAAUGUGGCCAGGACAUCAGGGGAAAUACUGCUGGUCUCCUACCAGUGACCCAUCAACAUGAGCCUCCACCUCUUCAGCUUACUCACCCAGCAGAGCAUCAGAAAAGAGUAGGAGAAGAAAACCACUCUUUGACUGGACGUCCUAUAAAAAGGAAGAGAACUGAAGGUGACGUUUCAGCUCAGCCUCAACCCCAGAUUCGCUGUCUCUCAGUGUCCACCGAUGAGUCCGGUUUUGCUCCGCAGUUGGGAACUGAUGAAAAGGGCCAGGGAGACCCAGUCUGAGAAACAGACAUAUGUGUGACAUAAUGGAUCAUGGGGGGACGGGAGGGAUUAAAUCAAUUGCAGCAGCCAUCAGGUGAGGGCUGGCUACAACCUGGACAUUUGAGGAUUCGAUUGCACACAAAUCUGAAUAGCGCUGAGACCCUGUGUCAGCCAGAGAACCAAAAGGUUUUGAGAGGACAGCAGUCUCUUCUAACUGUUCUGUUCUAAAUACAGCAGAGGCCCUUUCCACAAGACAGCGGUCAUGAGAGGUAGAACAGGACCUGAAGAGCUCUGGACUACUACAGGAAAGGAGGCCAAUCAGAAUAGGAGUCAUAAAUGGAUGGAGGUUCAGAAUGAGACAGCUCGAUUAGGCGUUAGAGAAGACUGUUUAUUCAACGAACAGAGAUAUUACAUCUGAGUUCAACGCAAUUCAUUUUCUUGAUCCGACACAAAGGUUAUUGUCUGGACAGACCCAAAGAUUCUGUUUUAAAUGUAGACAACCAAAGUUUUUUUUUUAACAUGCACAGACAAUCAUCAUUAAACAGACCUAUGUAUUAAACAAGUGU